Molecule: messenger RNA, 10542 nt
Organism: Lymnaea stagnalis (great pond snail)
Lineage: Eukaryota; Metazoa; Mollusca; Gastropoda; Lymnaeidae
Source: the annotation of a GenBank genome assembly
CCUGACACCGCGCAUCUGUCAUGAAACAACUCUUCAAGUUGAUAACGGCUCACAAGUGGAUGGUUGUAUCCUUUUGACUCCCCCACUAAGGCGUCGCUCAUAAAAACCGGUGAUGUCCGUCGGUUCACCGCGCUGAACAGACGAGCUGUUCAACUCAUACAUGUCAGACCAAUCGAAACAUUACCAGCCAACACUUCGCAGAUUCACGAGGUUCGUUGUACCUGGCUUUUAGUACAUGCCCACCACCGCAUGCCGAGCAGUUGCGCACAAACACAUGUUGUUGUUGGUGGUUGUUUUUUUUUUUUGAAAGGAUUCAACACUAUUCAAGCAUCACUUAUAUCAUUCACAUUGUCAAUCGUGCUGUGAUUAUAUAAUGUAUCCUGCUUGUUCUAACACUGGAAGACGUGUAUGUGCUGUUUAAAAUUCUAGAGGAUAUUAAAUAAUAUUGGAGAUACGCCAUUGUUUACUAUUACCUGAGCAAGCUUAUUAGGAGGAUAACAAUAGGUACACCAUCAUCCAGACGUUCAGUGAAUUAACUUUAGAUUUCAAAUUUUUUACAGCUUUCAAUAUGAAAAUUGUGAAAACUGUUCAUUUCAGGUGCUUAACGAGCAACAAGUCUGAGCAAAUCAUUACAACCGGUCACGCAUUUAAAACUAGAUCAAAAGCCAGGUGCGUCCGACCUGUUCGUUUUGUGUGACCGGUGAGGUCACUAACCGUGAUGUGUAUACAUUGCGCUAUCGUGCAGCUAGCAAAUAAACAAGCUGAAGGGAGAUUAUAAACGAGACACAAACAAAACGAAACUGAAUGCAUUGUUGUUGUUAAGCGGCCGGUGACAACAAAGUCACGUGCUUGUGUUACUAAAGAUAGCCCCCACGGGAUCCACCACGAGUAAACAUGGAUUCGUUUGUUUACACGCCCACUGCCGGCGGGGAAGAGAAGAGAAACUUCGUGGCCAUCGAUGAGUACCGGGAGAGUUCGGGAGAUGGCUCACCCCUGGUGACAGCCUCCUCGGCGGGUGACUGCCCCUGCUCACGCGGGCACGCUAGGACACGCUCGGUGCUGUGCCGCCCCGUGUGCAUCUCCGGGGUGGUGUGCUGUGCCGUCGCCGUCGUGGCGUGCGUCGUCGUCGUCGUCGUCGUCGUGUUGUUGACACACUCCUCCCUGAGGGAGUGGGAGGAGAGGAUGGAGGCGAGGAUAGAGCGGAAGAUUAUGUCUAUCGUUGAGGAGAAGUGUGACUUCGACAUGACGGAGAUGCGAAAGGUAUUUUGUUCUCUUUUUUUUUUUUUUCUCUUUUCUAUUAUAUAUGUUUUCUUUAUUUACUUGAAAGAACCAGUUCAGAUAGUUCUUACAAGACUAUGUUCCUGGACUAUCGUAAACAUGUUGUUUUUAGUAAACAGCUGCGCCAGAGUAGGGUCGUCUUAUUCAAAGGUCUGUACCUUGUCAGGACUAAUGACCUGGUUUUCAGGUAACGACUUAACGCGGGGAAAGCAUAACUGUUAUAAUCCAAUGGAUUUAUUAUCACUGGUGGUUAAUUCUCACUCGUCAAUUGUGAUAACUUUAUCUACGGGAGACUAUCAUUAAAAUUUAACUCUGAUAAGCUGGUACAUGUGCCCUCCCCUUACAAUAGUACGUGAUCGUUAUUUAAAAAAAAAUAAUUUCAAGUUUUAGAAUUUCGGUGCACUCAAUCAGUAAUGGUAAUACUCAAAAUGCAACAAUUUUUUUAUUCUUGAUGACAAUGUAACUGAUGUUCCCUUGCUCUAAAAUGUUUUGUGUGUAAGAUGUUAGGUAAAUCUGUUUGAAUGUGUUGAUAUAUUUUUUUUUCGAAUGUGCUCAGAUGACAAUUAUAAACUAUCGGUGUAUGUAUAGGACACCAUAAUUUUUAAGGCCUCAAGCUUAGUGGCAAACGUUUGGGAGGUUGCCCCUAGUUGCGUUUAGUCAAGGUACGCAAAGUGUGACAAGUCUUGUGUGUUGAGCAUUUGAGGUGGGGGUAGAGAAAGUCUAUUUAAUCUGAUCGAAUCAACUUAAGACAAACAGUGGGCCCUUCGAGUCUAAGCUCAUGCCCAUCCCCGCACUUUCCCCCAAACGGGAAGCAACAAUCGGGCCUCGAAGUUGUCCGACGGGAGUGCUCUGCCGCUGAGACAGCCCCCGCGCCCACAGUUCACUCGAUUUACAAUAGCCAAGCGCGGUUGGGGGGGGGGAACAAUCGCAACCAAGGAGCAUCCGGUCGGUUGGUGUUGCUGCCCCUAGAACACCAGCAAUCUUUGAGCUUCCUAAUACUGGGGGGGGGGGGGUUGGGGGUUAAAUAAAAAAUCCACCCCUUAAUCAUCCCGGGAUGGCGUCAGACGCCCUCUAAUAGGGUUUCGACAUUGAUUUCUACCCCGCGAAUAGCUCCCAAAGUAGCUGGGACGAAACGGUUGCCUAGCCUAGAAACCGUACCUUCGCAGCCCGCAUAUUAGCAUAAAAAACAUGGGCUGCCACCACACAACCAUUCUAUCCAUCACAUGUCUCACUUGAAAUUAAUGUUUACUAAAUGCCCUCUUCAUUUUUGUCCAAACUCAUUGAACAGCCUUGUGCUUGGGGAAUAUUUGUUUGAGUAAAGAGAACCUAUACUGAUUGUAAUCCGUGCAUAUUCCUUCUAUCUUUUAAUAUUAAAUAAAUGGGUGGGUGUGGGUCAAAGGUUGCAUGGUAGACCAUGUGGCUCGGGUAUCAUUUAAAGCGGGUUUAAAACUGCAUGUGGACCUUUUCAUUAAUGAAACCACACUGUCGAAUGCAUGCUUAGAACUGGACAGUAUUAAUGUAUAGAAUUCUCUAGUCUUGAAAGAAUGUAGGGAGCAAUGGUAAAUUACUUAAUGCGCAAAAUAAAAUUCCCCAUAACUGCACUAAAUGAGAUUCCUCAAAAUACAGCAAGUGCGUUUGGUGCGUAAUAUUCUGUUUUGUUUUACGGAAAUAUUCUAAAUUUAAAUACUAUGUAAUAAAUCUUCAGUGUAAAAGUGGGUGGGAAAUUAGAAUAUUAUUUCAGUUCAGGGGCGUGAAAUAGUUUGCUGUGGUGGGGGGGGGGGUGGCACUUAUUGGGUUUCUUUUAAAAGUGCGUUCCUUGAAUGCUUGUUUUUUCUGGUAAUUUUUGUUAAAGGAAGUUCACGAUUCUGUUUUGUUUUACGGAAAUAUUUUAAAUUUAAAUAAUAUGUAAUAAAUCUUCAGUGUAAAAGUGGGUGGGAAAUUAGAAUAUUAUUUCAGUUCAGGGGCGUGAAAUAGUUUGCUGUGGUGGGGGGGGGGGUAGCACUUAUUGGGAUUCUUUUAAAAGUGCGUUACUUGAAUGCUUGUUUUUUCUAGUAAUUUUAGUUAAAGGAAGUUCACGCAUUGCCUCCACCGUUGCUUGGUGAGCUAUCUCUAGUACUAUAAAUUAUACUGUUUAGAGACUUGACUAAUUGUGAUAAAAGUCAAAAUUGGCAAACAACACUAUAUGUGUAACUAAAAAAUACAUUCUUUGACAGGUUUUAAGUGACAGACGGGAGAAACCAACGGAGACCGCUCUUGUCCGAAGUCGAAGGUCAGACAAUCCGAAAAAAGGUGGGAACGGAGGCAAAGGGAACAAAGGCGGUAAUAAAAGUGAGCAAAAUCCAGUUAUCCAAUCUAACUAUCUCCAUCCAUCUACAGUGGAAAAAUUAUCCGAUUGACCAAUCCUUAUUUUUAUACGUACAAAAAGAAAUUGUUAUGAUUGCUGGUAAAGUUUUACUUCAUCUCGGCCAUUUCCACGUUCCGAACAAAGACACUCGAGGACUGGAACAAGCUUCCAAAAGGGACAGUUGAGGCGACAACACUUGACAUAUUUGCUUCUAUUGCCUCAGGCCUUCCAACCCCCUCGCUGUGUAGACCUUGAACCAGUGAAAUAUCCCCCUCUACACACAUAGGAGCCAGAUUGAUCAAUACAUUUGAUUGUGGGCCGAUAAUCUAUAGAAGAAGAAGAAAAUAAACUAUUAAUUUAUCCACGAUUAAAUACAUUUUGUUCCAUAAAAUGGAUAACAAUGUGAUUUUCUUUUCUUUUUAUCUUUAAUCCUAUAUAUAUUGACUUCGCUUUUGUUCGUGAGCUAAAGGCAAAAAAAUUUCGGACUGCUAAUUGACCCACUUCCCGUCAUCCCCUCGAACUGAAACUUACCACAUAGACAACGUUCCUGAUGACAACGCAUUCUGUGAGUGAAAGUUUCAGCCCCAACUUCCACCCCCCCAACCACCCACAAAAAUCAGUUUUUUUUUUCAAAGGGAAUAUGAAAUGAAAUAUGAUGCAAUGAUUUCUGUAGGGAACUGAAGCCGUUGUUAACUCGCGUAAAAAAAAAAAUUCAUAAAUAGGAUUAUUAGGAAAAAACAUUUGAAGGGGUUGUUUAAUGUAUUUACAUUUUGCAAAGAUCCAAGUGGGGUGCCCGUUCCCCGUCAUGUGGCCUUGACCAUGACUAAUUGCGUUUUGGUAUAUCGACCAGUUGGCAUGGUCAAGGCCGGGAACGUGGCCAGCUGGCUUACCGUGGCUAAUUGCGUUUUGGUAUAUCGACCAGUUGGCAUGGUCAAGGCCGGGAAUGUGGCCAGCUGGCUUACCAUGACUAAUUGCGUUUUUGGUAUAUCGACCAGUUGGCAUGGUCAAGGCCGGGAAUGUGGCCAGCUGGCUUACCAUGACUAAUUGCGUUUUGGUAUAUCGACCAGUUGGCAUGGUCAGGGCCGGGAAUGUGGCCAGCUGGCUUACCAUGACUAAUUGCGUUUUGGUAUAUCGACCAGUUGGCAUGGUCAGUGCCGGGAAUGUGGCCAGCUGGCUUACCAUGACUAAUUGCGUUUCGGUAUAUCGAACAGUUGCCAUGGCCAAGGCCGGGAAUGUGGCCAGCUGGUUUACCAUGACUAAUUGCGUUUUGGUAUAUCGACCAGUUGGCAUGGUCAGGGCCGGGAAUGUGGCCAGCUGGCUUACCAUGACUAAUUGCGUUUUGGUAUAUCGACCAGUUGGCAUGGUCAGGGCCGGGAAUGUGGCCAGCUGGCUUACCAUGACUAAUUGCGUUUCGGUAUAUCGACCAGUUGGCAUGGUCAAGGCCGGGAAUGGUGGCCAGCUAAAAAGGGACGACAAGGGCAGACCCCUUUGUGCAGUCCACGGCAGUGUAGGACAGAUGGCGGGCUACCCAAAAAUAAGUUUCCAAACUUGGGUUUCCGGUAUCUCAUAGGUGAACAAAUCAUGUAAAAUAAAUGUCGUUCUUGAAGCUGAGAAAAUAUUUUUAUGAUUUAUUUAUUCAAUUUUGAAAAAAAAAAAAACCCAAAAAAUCUAUUAUUUUAAUGCUCACUAAAAAAAUACAGCUCUCAAAACCCGGUUAUUUUCUACCUUUCCAGCGCCGCCUCCAGAACAAAAGCCCACUUUUGUAAGUAGUUUUAAAAAUAUGUGCUUUUGAUUCUUGUUUCGUUUAUUUAAUAGUUAAUAAAAUUUGACAUUUUAAGUUAUUCAAAAAACAAUAGAUAGGCUAGGCCGCAUGAACGCUCUCGAGUGCUUCUCGUCCUUAGAGCAGGAAUUAACCUCAGAGCAGUGUUUCCCCAACGUCGGCUUAUACUGCCAAAACAGAAAGGCAUGUUGUGCGAGGUAGAUAAGAAGUGGAAGAAGAUGUGCUUAGGCUUGAACAUAAAAGAAAAGACAGUUAAGCGGAUGUUUCGGCUAGAUGCCUUCUUCAGCACACGAUGCAACGCAAAUAAACAAAAGAUACAUUUAAAAUUUAAAAAAAAAAAUGUUCUUGGGGAUCUAAUUGACUCUAUGUGGCUCAGUGUUCAUUGUUGUGACACAAAGAAUUAAGUUUAGUCCUUAAGAUAGGAAUUAGUCCAUAAGAUAGGAAUUAGUCCCUAAGAUAUGAAUUAGUCCCUAAGAUAGGAAUUAGUCCCUAAGAUAUGAAUUAGUCCAUAAGAUAGGAAUUACUCCUUAAGAUAGGAAUUAGUCCCUAAGAUAUGAAUUAGUCCCUAAGAUAGAAAUUAGUCCCUUGGAUAUGAAUUAGUCCAUAAGAUAGGAAUUACUCCUUAAGAUAGGAAUUAGUCCCUAAGAUAUGAAUUAAUCCCUAAGAUAGGAAUUAGUCCCUAAGAUAUGAAUUAGUCCCUAAGAUAGGAAUUAGUCCAUAAGAUAGGAAUUACUCCUUAAGAUAGGAAUUAGUCCCUAAGAUAUGAAUUAAUCCCUAAGAUAGGAAUUAGUCCCUAAAUAUGAAUUAGUCCCUAAGAUAGGAAUUAGUCGCUUAGUAGGAAUUAGUCCCUAAGAUAGGAAUUAGUCCCUAAGAUAUGAAUUAGUCCCUAAGAUAGGAAUUAGUCCAUAAGAUAGGAAUUACUCCUUAAGAUAGGAAUUAGUCCCUAAGAUAUGAAUUAAUCUCUAAGAUAGGAAUUAAUCCGUAAGAUAGGAAUUAGUCCCUAAGAUAUGAAUUAGUCCCUAAGAUAGGAAUUGGUCCCUAGUAUAGGAAUUAGUCCCUAAGACAGGAAUUAGUCCCAUUAGAAACUUGCAGCAGAGAGAAUACAAGCCGAUUCUAACUUCCUUUGUAUUUAUAUAGUCAAUCAUUGGACGACUUAUUAGAUGUAUGCUAUUAAAGACUGCAAGUCAACUAAACAUCGAUUUUAAUAUAUUUUCUUGUGUACAGUGGUUGAAAGGUGACUCCCAUGAUUGUAUUAUAUUGUUUUUAAAGUAUUCUAAGAUCAAGUGGCUUAAAAACUGCUGCACGCAGGCAUAACCUUUUUUUUAACCCUCAGCAAUUAUUUUUCAGAAACCCAAAAGGUCCAAAUUCGUUCAUUUGAUUGGCAGGAAUUCAACACCAAUCAACAGCGAAUCUAGAGGUGAAUUUUACAUUAAAUUUAGCUGAGUGGUCCAAUUAAGUAAAGGUUGUUUUUUUAAGUACUGCAGUUUUAUUUUUGGAUACUAAUCGAUUUGUGAUUGAUGAAUUUUAUUACAGGCUAUUAAUCUAAAAUACAUACUUUUUUAAACAAGUGGUAUACAAUUUAUACUUUGUGUCGAAGUCAACAUUCUUUAUGUAGAGCUUUAAACAUUAUAAAUACAUAAAAAUGUAUGUGAGUAGGGACGACGGUGAAAAGGUAGAGAGACUGAUUGCGAGAGAGAGAGAGAGAGAGAGAGAGAGGGGGGUAAGAGAGAAAGAGAGAAAAAGAAAGAGAGAGAGACAACGAAAAAGAGAGAGAGAGAGAAAGAGGGGGGGUAAGAGAGAAAGAGAGAGAGAAAGAAAUAGAGAGAGACAACGAAAGAGAGAGAGAGAGAGAGAGAGGGAGAAAGAGAAAGUGAGUGAUAGAGAUGAAUAGAAAAAGCGUGAGAGAGAGACAGGGAGAGAGAGAUUGUGGGAGAGAAAGAGAGAAUGUGAUCGAGAGGUUGAAAGGAUUAUUGAGAGGAAGGAAAGAACAUGGAGUAAGGUGGAUGGAGAGAGGGGGGACGAUAGAGGGAGGGGAGAGAUAUUGAGGGAGGAGGGUAGAACUCACAUCUGCAUGCCGUUACUUGAAAUCUUCCCACACUAAUGAUCCACUGCCAGGCAUGUCACGACACGGUCAUCCGUCUAUUGCAGACAGAAGUUUUCUCUGGGACUCUCAGAGCCCAGACAUCAUCCAAAACAUGGAGCUGGUCCGCGAUCCUUACAUCAUGGCCACGGUUGCAGUGAGAAUAAAAAAAGCUGGACCUUACAUGGUGUAUUCGCAGGUGGCCGUGAAUGGCCAGAGCCGACUGGACGACAGGUACGUGGGUCGCUGUUUUAUUUUGUUCCGAUUGCUAUCGAUUAAGAUUACCUCGUUUAAGCUGACCGGAUGAGUGGACGCCUAUCUCCACUCUCUUCAUUGGUGGUCACGCUGCAAAAAUGCUCAUAAACUGCACGGCGUUUCCGGUUAACAGAACAGGUGGGGGAGCGUGCACUGACCGCACACAUUAUUUCCAUUUUUUUUUUCAAAUUACUUUGUUUUAGACUUAAGCAAAGUUUCUUCAAAAGCAAAGUAAAAGUAAAUAUGUAUUGGCAUAAUAAGUCUGGAAUAUGCAUUGGCGUCAUAAGUCUGGAAUAUGUAUUGGCAUAAUAAGUCUGGAAUAAAACAGUGUAUUCGGGAGCAUUCAGUAGGGCUAGAAGCUAGUUGUCCGGUGAAAACGCUUGCUAUUGGUAUACGUUUCAGCUAAUGUGCAUUCAAUGACUCACUAUUUUCUGCUGCAGGUUUCCUUACGACUGCGCUCACGAGACCGUCCUCACCAGGGGAAAUGGAAGGGAUACGGUCCUACUCAAGAGCCUGACCACCCAACGAUACCUGUAAGUUAUUUUACGGAAAAAUUUUUUGACACCUGUGCACCCAUUGGGAAUGUGAAGAUAUUAUACAUUUAACCAAAAAAACAAAAAAAUCCAACUAUGGCAAUCAAGACAGCUUAUAUUAGAGCUGGUGGUGCUUAGCUUUUCAUUUGGGCGAGUGACUUAUUGGGCUAAUUCACGGAUUGGCAACCAAUGCUGCCCUUUUAGCAAAUGUCCAAUGAAGGACAUGUACUGUUGGUUUACCGCUUAGUAUCUAACGCCACGCGACGAAGCCUGAAGCGUCCACACCUGACCUGCAAAGAAGAGACGAAGUCUGGACAAUGUGAUAUGAAGAAUCAGCGUUUGUGAGUAGCACAUGUUAAUCCGACCUCUUAGACAGCGAUAGCUGAUGCUUUGUGGCACCAGCACCGUCUCAAGAGUAGCCGGAUUAUCUCUGAGAUAAAUUUGAAACCGCCUCGGGGCAGUCAUCUCCGCAAUUAUCUGUCAAUAUUUAUUCCAUUCAUUUUUCUGUUGGAAGGUGUUGCCUUAAAGUAACCUGGGUUUGAAAUCGGAGUUGUCCUUUCCUUUGACUACCGUACAUCUGUGGCUAGUAUAAUCGGCAUCCUUCCGUCUCGUGAGACGAUGGUGCAUCACCAUUCGGUUGGGUUGCGGCUAGUAUAAUCGGCAUCCUUCCGUCUCGUGAGACGAUGGUGCAUCACCAUUCGGUUGGGUUGUGGCUAGUAUAAUAGGCAUCCUUCCGUCUCGUGAGACGAUGGUGCAUCACCAUUCGGUUGGGUUGUGGCUAGUAUAAUCGGCAUCCUUCCGUCUCGUGAGACGAUGGUGCAUCACCAUUCGGUUGGGUUGUGGCUAGUAUGUAGAGUGAUUUUUCAACACGGAUGACGUUUUAAUUUUAAAAAAAUAAUAAGUUCUCAUUUAGUUCAGCACCAGUUUACAUAGAACGGCUGAUAUGCACAAAAUAAAAUGUGUUUUGAGUGCCCACCUCUGUUUAUGUGUGUGUGUGAACCUGUGUGUGUGUGUGUGUGUGUGUGUGUGUGUGUGCGUGUGCGUGCUUGCUUUAAUCCUUGUUUUAACUGUCAGCGCUUUUUUAAAUGUAGGAAACACAAAGCACCCCAACCCUUUUAAACAUUACAUCUCCCCCCCCCCCCCCAAACAGGGGAGAGCCUUUUCCCUCCGGGCAUUCCACAGACGGAUUGACACCCAUCGACACCAAGCUUCAGAUGGGCGUGUUCCACCUGCAGGUCGGUGACCAGCUGAGCGUCAAGUUCUGGGAGGGAUGCGCCAACUUCAACUACGCCAUGCGGCCUGACCACUCCUACUUCGGCGUCAUUCCAAUGAAACUUUGAAACCUUCACUUCAGCCGCUGGCAUCCCCCGCAUGGCACAGGACACCCCGGUGUGUGGGGGGUACGUAGGACCUCAAAGUUUGUCUAAAAUACACAAUAACAAGAUCGGUCGUGGCGGGUGGAGCAGCCAAUGUGGGGGGAAGACUUGCAGUUUUGUAACUUUCGAGCCCCGACAACGUCUGCUUCUCCAAGUCAGUCGGAGGCGGCUAUCGUUUGAGUCAACACAACUUUCAGACAAGACAUGAAAGGAAAAGACAUUACAAUAUUCGAACGUAAUAAUACGAAUCCUCUGCAAAAAUGUGCUCAAAAUUGUUUGUGCUUUUAAAAUUAUUCAAACAUGAACAUUAAAACAAUUACUUUUUCUAAAAAGCUGAAAAAACAUUAAACAUUACACCAAAACAAUGCCAUCUAUCUUAAACGUCAUCGCUUUUUUUCCACAUCCCAUACUUUUUUUUUUAAUGUUUAUUCUUUAUGCAUUUUGUUUUCUGUUUAAUAACUUUAGAGCAUCACAAUUUAAAAAAAAAUAAAAAUGGUUUGCUCUGUUGCUUAUAUAUCGUAAGUACUUGAGAAUUGCUUGCUUGGCAAAUAUUUCAGGUUUCUUGUAACCUACCUGCGGCUGAUGCGCAUGUCGUCACUCGCGGGUCGCUUUGUUUCAAAUAGUUAAAAGUUUUUAAUUAUCUUUGUUAAAUAAAAUAGUAGACUAGAGAUUGGCGCGUGUUAACAAAUAAAGCUGGUACGUUAUUGAACUUGAUGAAUGUUUUAUUUGUUGAUGUUUUUCAUUAUGGUAAAUUAUUUUUUAACAAUGUGUUUCAGUGUCGUAUUUUGUUCGACCGCAUGCUCGUGUUUGGCCGAGUAUUACUAUACAAUUUCUACUAGCAAACCAAAAUUGAUCAAGCUUAUACCAUUAUUUUUAAAUAUAUAAAAAUUAUAAUU